Messenger RNA from Lathyrus sativus (Indian pea), 360 nucleotides. The record is from the annotation of a GenBank genome assembly. Lineage: Eukaryota; Viridiplantae; Streptophyta; Magnoliopsida; Fabales; Fabaceae.
AUGACCGGGAACCAAGAGCAGUUUGAGAUCAAGUUUAGGUUGACAGAUGGUUCUGAUAUUGGCCCGAAAAGUUUUCCAGCUGCUACGAGUAUUGCAACGUUGAAAGAAAGUAUUCUUGCUCAAUGGCCAAAAGAUAAAGAGAAUGGGCCGAAGACAAUAAAAGAUUUGAAGUUAAUUAGCGCAGGAAAAAUAUUGGAGAACAACAGCACAGUUGGGGAAUGCCAGAGCCAGAAUCCUUUAUGUGAUACACCUGGUACAGUUACAACAAUGCAUGUGGUUGUGCAGCCACCUACUACAGACAAAGAGAAGAAGGCCGCAGGCGACGCAACACAGCAAAGAUGUGGUUGUGUUAUUUUAUAG